AUGAAGCUGGCGGUCUUUAGCGCCAAAUCCUACGACCGCACCUACCUGAACCAGGUGCGGGAGCAACACUUUCCGCAACUGUGCACCAUCGACUAUCAUGCCUUCGCCCUGUCUGAGGAGACCGUACCGCUAGCCCAAGGGUGUGAUGCAGUCUGUGUCUUUGUUAAUGACACUUUAGACGAGCGUGUGCUGAGAGCCCUCCAUGCCUAUGGGAUCCGUGCUAUCCUGCUCCGCUGCGCAGGAUUCAAUCAUGUCCAUCUCGCAACCGCCGAAGAGUUGAACCUCUUCGUGGCGAAUGUCCCGGCAUACUCCCCGGAAGCCGUCGCCGAGUUCGCCGUGGCCCUGAUCCAAACUUUGAACCGCCAGGUUCACCGCGCAUACAAUCGUGUGCGCGAAGGCAAUUUCAACAUCGAGGGUUUGCUCGGGAAUACCCUCCAUGGUAAGACCGUGGGGAUCGUCGGUGUGGGGCGCAUCGGACUUGCAGCCGCGCGCAUCUUUCAAGGCUUCGGGUGCCGGCUCCUCGCGCACGACCCCUUUGCCGGCGAAGAGUUCCGCCAGUACGGAACCCUAGUGGACCUUGACACCCUGUUAAAGGAGAGCCAUAUCGUGACGCUGCAUUGCCCCCUCACGGAGAGCACGAAGCAUCUCAUCAAUGAAGAGACACUCGCACGCAUUCGACCGGGUUCCUUGUUGGUGAAUACCUCGCGCGGUGCACUCAUCGAUACUACGGCUGUCAUCCAGGCGCUGAAGGCGAAAAAGCUGGGCGGAUUGGCGUUAGAUGUCUAUGAAGCCGAGGGCGAGCUUUUCUACAAUGAUCACUCGGGAGAGAUCAUCGAGGACGACGUGCUCAUGCGCCUGAUGACCUUCCACAAUGUCCUGAUCUGUGGCCACCAGGGGUUCUUCACACGUGAGGCCCUCGAAGAGAUCGCUGAGGUCACUCUCGGCAAUCUGUCUGAUUUUGUCUCGGGUCUCUCCUGCAAGAACACCUUGGUCACCGAGGGACAUACAGCAGCUCGCCUUGGCUCGGAGCCGGUGAGACUCUAA
Penicillium coprophilum is the source of this 1044-nucleotide messenger RNA. Its product is annotated as 2-hydroxyacid dehydrogenase. Lineage: Eukaryota; Fungi; Ascomycota; Eurotiomycetes; Eurotiales; Aspergillaceae. The coding region runs from base 1 to 1044 and encodes 347 amino acids. Gene Ontology annotation, molecular function: D-lactate dehydrogenase (NAD+) activity; NAD binding. The record is from RefSeq and is a predicted model, not a curated record. The transcript has a single exon.